This is a messenger RNA of Cuscuta europaea, 986 nucleotides long. NCBI's taxonomy places the organism in Eukaryota, Viridiplantae, Streptophyta, Magnoliopsida, Solanales, Convolvulaceae. The record is from the annotation of a GenBank genome assembly.
GAAUGAUACAAAAGCAGCACGAAUAAUGGAAGACUUGAAAACGGUUCUGUGGAAACUCCUCGAAAGUUCUGGCUCCAUCGUUUCUCUCGUAUAUAAACGCGUUCGUGCUCCUUUCAAUGCUCAUCGAAGUGAGAAUCCAGCUAAAUUGAUCAUCAAAUUCGUACUCCAAAUCAGUUCUUAACAGAAGUACCAAUUCAAAUCUGAGUCAAUCAUGUCUCUGAUUCCAAGCAUCUUCGGAGGUCGCCGGAGCCACGUUUCCGACCCAUUCUCUCUUGAUAUUUGGGAUCCUUUCCAAGGUUUCCCGUUUUCCAACGCCGUCGGCUCUGCACGCGAAACAUCGGCGUUCGCGAACGCGAAGAUCGACUGGAAAGAGACGCCGCAGGCUCACGUGUUCAAGGCGGAUCUACCGGGGCUGAAGAAGGAGGAGGUGAAGGUGGAGGUGGAGGAAGGGAAGGUGCUGCAGAUCAGUGGGGAAAGGAGCAGGGAGCAGGAGGAGAAGAACGACCAGUGGCACCGCGUAGAGCGGAGCAGCGGCAAAUUCCUUCGGAGGUUCCGGCUGCCGGAGAAUGCCAAACUCGAUCAGGUUAAGGCGUCAAUGGAGAAUGGUGUGCUCACUGUAACUGUACCCAAAGAGGAAGUGAAGAAACCUGAGAUCAAAUCUAUUGAAAUCUCCGGUUAAACAGGGCAAUGAAAUAAUUAAGCUUAUCCUUUCUGUGAUCUGUUUUGCCUAAGGAAUGUGUUGUCAUUAAUUAAGAUAUUGUGUGUCAAGUGUUCGAAAAGUUCUUGAAAUGCCAUUAUAUUUCUUGUACAACGUAUUGUGUUGACAUUUUAUGCAAGUGUUGCAUAUUUCGUGAAAAGGAGUGUUAAAUCUUGUCAAUAAGGUUUUUUUUUAAUGUUUUGAACAAUGUAUAGAAAUAUAUGACUCAUAGUUCACUUCAUAAGUUAUUAAUUUAAUGAUUGGGAAAAGUAUAAAAAUCAUUCUAUAA